ACGUUGACAAUAAGACAUAACCUGAGCUAAGUAAAUAAAUAAAAUAGAUUUUUUUUUGAAAAAAGAAUUUUGUGACAAGUGAUAAAAAAAUGCCACAAAAAAAUUAUUUAAAUUUAGACAUAAAUAAAUUAUUCGAAGAUCACACGAUCAAAGAAAUCGAACAAAUCGCUAAGAAAAUUCAAGCUGAGAGCGAUCACAAGAAAAUAGAACUGCGUACUCUUGUUGGGGAACGGUACAGAGAUUUAAUUCAAGCUGCCGACACAAUCGCCGAGAUGAGAACGACAACAGAGUGUGUGAUAAAACGAAUAGCAGACAUCGAAGAUACCUUCAAAGAUCUGCAGCAAAAAUAUUUAAUAGGCUUCAAAAUCGACCCGUGCGAAAAAGUCGUAGAGAAACAUGACCCCGACACCUGGGACUCGGUAAUAGUACAGAUAAAAAUCCUAAUGGACAUUCCCGAGUACAUCUGGUCCGCGAUUGAUGACAAUGAUUUGCUGAAAGCCAGUCAAUUGUUCAUCCUAGCUCAGCACAUAAAUUUUUCCCUCAAUCUCCAAGUCGGUCACGAAACUCUGACUCUAAAAUAUCCAGUUGUCAUCAAACAGUGGACCAGUAUAAGCAACUUCCGGCGGAUUAUUUCCGAAGAGUGCAGUCAUAUUUUAAAAUCAAUUGACUUAUCUCCCAAACUGGCUGCUAAUUGUCUGGCUGCUUUGGUUCUUCUAGAGAAGACACAGUCCAAAGAUUUAUUGAAAAAAUUAAUAGACUUGAGGUGUAGAGCCGUUGAGUCAAUAAUCAAAAGUGACGACACACUCAGUGUUAAAUACAAAAUAAAACUGGCUGUCAAAUUGCUAAUGGAUACCGUCGCGCUAAUUCAUAUUUGUUUUAUAAACUCCAACAAUCAUGAAACCGGUUUGAUAACCCAGUAUAUUGCUGAAAUAAAAGAUUUGGAAGCAGUGAACAUGCUGGUGCACUGCGACUGCGACACCCAGUUGAUAAACGACUACCUCCCGGAGCUCACCAAGGAGCACAAGCUCUUCACUCUGGACUCCUUCGUCCCCCUGACCAUCGAGGAGCUUCACGAGCACUUCAGCUCAUGGCUCUCCUGGAUCCGGGAGUUUACCAGCCAGCACGUCGCCAGGCUCCUGACUAUCGUGACAUCAGUCCGCGGAAUCUACAACGUCCGCGAAGAAGCCGUGGGCAUCCAGCUCCCCGAGAACUGGACGAACAUCUGGAAAGACUUGUCCCUUACGAUAAUUAAUUUCUGGAGCGACUACUUCCAUCCGCUGCUGACUCACCGCGUCAAGGAGAUAAUAGCCACCCGGUGGGAAGAAUCGCUCGCUGAUUUGAAAAAUAACCUGACGAGUUAUUUGAUUAAAUUGAACAACGAUAAGUUUGAUUAUCCAGAAAACGACUUGCGCUGGUACUUGUGGAAAGAUUCGCCCACGGAUAUACCCCAGAAAUUGACUAAAUUAAAUAACACCGCGGACUUUAUUAAUAAGCGGUCGCUGUUGAUGAAAGCGCGCGGCUAUUCCCCUAAUCUAGUCCUGCUGUGUCAGCAAUUUGAUGAAGACCUAAAGAAAUUAUUGAUAGACUUGGAAUUGUAUUUGUAUGAGUCUGAGAAAAUGACCUCCGUGAUAAAUAGCGACGACUUGCUUACUAUUAAUUUGUCAUCGCUGUUUGAUAAAUUUAAUGACCGGUCGUGUGUGCAUGACGACUUGCAACGUACAAGUGCACUGAUGAUUGACAAUUUGAUCGGUUUCAUUAAAAAUAAAUGUAUUAAUCCCGACACUUUUUACGGUAAAUCAGACAUAAAUAUAAUUGUGAUGGCACGAUUUCUACAAGCACUCACGUCACUCUGUACAAAUUUAAAUAAAUGUUUUACGCUGUCGAAGAUAUCCGGGCUGACUAUAUCGAACGUCAAGUGGCAAACGAUUUGCGACAAAAUACGCGACGAGAGCUACGGAAUUUGGGGACUUUGGGCCAGCAAGUACAGAGAAGUUAUCAAGGAUUAUGUCAAUAAAAUAUUUAAAAAUGACUUUGUUGAUGGGAGCAGCGUAAAGUCGAUUGUCUCCGAGUGGGAACGAGUGACGAUCGAGGAGGAAGCUGAGGAUGGGGAGAGAAUCAAGUCCGAGAUACUGGUGCCCUACCAGCCGUCCGCGGCGUUGCAGAAAUUUUUCGCGGUCAUUGUUAAGGACUUGAAUAAAUUGAUAACGCACACGAUACCCAAGAAAAUAGUCGCGGAUGUGGUUGAGGGAAUUGUUGAGGAACUGGAGGUAUUUUAUGGAGCUGUUGCGAAGAGAAGUUUGAGGCAGAAACAAGCGUUUCAACUUCUGCUGGAUGUGAAGUAUGUGGGGCUUCUGAUGGUCCCGAGAGAAAAUAAAGUUUUGAAUGAUAAAUUGGACAGUGUUUGCGGAUGUAUUUUAGAGAAGAUUGAUCCUUUUGAUUCGGAUGUUUUUUCACCGUUCAUACACGCUAAUGUUAAGAAAAGUGUACAACGUUCAUUGUUGAUAUACGGUAACUUGAUACCACAUUUAGAGCAGUUACAUUCAGUAUUGGGCGGCCGAAGUGAGUUAGGCGACAGUGGCAAGUCAAUAACUAAUCCUCCAGGAGUGCUCGCUGUUUGUACCGGUGCUCCUUGGUUCCCGCCGCUCGCCGUCACUGUUCCAUCUCGUAAUUUGCCUCUAAUUCCUGUGGCAAUGCCCGAUAAACUCCAGAUUGGCGCUUGUUUGAGCGCAAAAAAGUAGCAAAAGAACACACGAGAAGUGAUUCAACUGGAGCGACAAUAAAAUCUGGAGCUGCUGCAUUUUUUGGAGCCAUGGGAUCCGACUGGUUUAGUAAUAGUUAAUUAUAAAUAUUCUGUUUAUGUAAAUACAUGUUAAUUUAUUUUAUAUUUUAUCACAAAUAAAUAUUUUUAAUUGA
Messenger RNA from Microplitis mediator, 2913 nucleotides. It is a transcript of the gene Cog1, whose product is annotated as conserved oligomeric Golgi complex subunit 1. The record is from RefSeq and is a predicted model, not a curated record. NCBI's taxonomy places the organism in Eukaryota, Metazoa, Arthropoda, Insecta, Hymenoptera, Braconidae. The transcript has 7 exons. Gene Ontology annotation, cellular component: Golgi apparatus; COG complex. Gene Ontology annotation, biological process: intra-Golgi vesicle-mediated transport. The coding region runs from base 90 to 2738 and encodes 882 amino acids.